Molecule: messenger RNA, 489 nt
Organism: Penicillium verhagenii
Lineage: Eukaryota; Fungi; Ascomycota; Eurotiomycetes; Eurotiales; Aspergillaceae
Exons: 2
Coding region: 1-489 (162 amino acids)
Source: RefSeq, a predicted model, not a curated record
AUGGCAUCCCCGGCACCCGAAAUCGCCAUCGCCGGCCACCUCAACACUGUCCUGAAAAAUGGACAAAUCGAUAUCCCAGCAACACAAAAGAAAGCACAAGAGCUGGCCGAGAGCGGAAUUUCUGCAAUUAUCCUGCUAGGGUUCACCGGCCGGUACCUUGGACACACUUCGCGGAAGAUACUGCUGUGCACAGUACAUGACUUGCUUUUUUUUCUUGGCUACGAAUAUGUGAAAUUGAUUAUCGGAUGCGGCGGGGCUGAUGUGCAGGAAACUCUGGAGUAUAUCUCCGAGGCGAAAGAUUACUUCGCCGGUUAUGCACUUGUUUUGGCACCGGUCAACCUGGAUCGCGAGGCGCACGCCUCUGAAAUCGAGGAAUUCUUUACACGGGUCGCGUGGAAAUCAGUACUUCCAGUCCUCAGAUUCGGUCCCAUGGACCGGAUGGGGGAACUCACAAUCCUGCCAUACUCGAUUCCCUCUCUCAUCCCGUAA